Messenger RNA from Moneuplotes crassus, 2051 nucleotides. The record is from the annotation of a GenBank genome assembly. NCBI's taxonomy places the organism in Eukaryota, Ciliophora, Spirotrichea, Euplotida, Euplotidae.
AAAUGAAGUACUCUACAGACUGAAACAAAGCCAAUGUUGUUCCUAAAGGUCCCAAUGCUAUUGACAUAAACCUAGAAGAGGAUGAUCAAGAUAUAUACGACAAACUUUAUUGCUUUAGCAAAGACAAACUCAGAAAAGUGACUAACCCUUUUAUGCUUGAUUCUUUACCUCUACACAAAAGAUUAGAAGCCACUCUCAGCCAAAUCAAUGGCAACAACUAUGGAGAAGAAAAUACCUGGACAAAAGUGUCAGACAAUAUCAAAGCUAUCAGCUCUUUACUUGAAGUAAAAAUCAAUAAUUUAGAAUCCACCUCCAAAAAUAUAUUAUAUCAGCGACAAAGAAAGAUUAUUUCACAAAAAGUUAGACUCCAGGAGCAGAGUCAAAGACGUAUUUUUGAUGAUAUUUCAACCCCAUGAGAUGACUUAUGGAAGAAAAUGAAUACAGUUGGUAUGAAGACUAUAGAUACAACUCAGGGAUCCUUCCAAAAUUAUGACCAGAUCGAGCCUGAUAUCUUCCAACCUCAGAUAAGUUAUGAAACAGCUACUUGUAAAGACCUUGAACUCAUAAAUGCUACUAGAAACAGAAUGAAGGUAAAGAAAGUUACUAAACAAGAAUAUUAUGAAGAAAUCGAAGACUGAGACUCUAAAAGCCAGAUCCUCUCUAAAUCUGAAGAUAGAAUUAAUAUUCAUGAUGUCAGUUGGAAAGAUCUUGAGACUUCUCCUGAUGAGUAUAAUGCUCUUAAAUCUAAAGCUAAAAUAUCGCUCAUGAAUCUUCUUAAGUAUACCAAGAAUCAGGGAGAAAUUUCAAGAGACUUAGACAAAUUUAUUGACAAAAGAGUAAAGAAUGGCAAUGAUCUUAGGGAAAUAAGCCAAAGUUACUUUAAAUCUGACUUAUUAAAUUUUAGCGAAGACCAAUCAUUCUCAAAUUUUCAAACAAUAAACUUUGAGCCAACUGAGACUAGCGAUACUAAUGUUCAGAACAAAAGAGUGCAGAUAAAUAAACAUCAAAGAAAGAAUCGAUCGCACAAACGUCCACGGAGAGUUAAGAAGCAGGUUGUCAGAGAAUAUGAAAGAAUCUUUCUGAAGAAAUCUAGACUGAAAAAUAAUUGAAAAAACUCAAAUUUAAAAAUUGACUCCUUAGUGAAUGAAAGAAGUAGUAACUCCCGUGCUAAACGAGUUCUCACUACUGAAGUAUCUUCUGAGAUGUACUCCAGAGGAAUCUUUGCACUGAAUAGAAAUCUCCAAAAGGAUGGGAUAGAAUAUUUCCGAAUUCUUCGGAAGAGCUUUGCUUAUUAUCCUAGGAAUUUUCAGAUUUGAAUGAAAACCCCACCUGAUUUUUAUAUUCCAAAAACAUUAACUUUGGAUGUGAAAACUCAGCCUGAACCAAAUUAUGAUUUUGAGCUAGACUCACUCGAUGAGCUAAUAUUUUCUAAAGAGAAUAGCAAUGAAGUCGAUAGUUGUAGUCUGGAAUCUGAAGAAGAUAUUCACUUAAAUAUCUCAAAAGCACACCCAGAUGUCAUAUCCAGAGGACUCCAAAUAAGAUCAGAACUUGACCAAGAGCAAGACCUGAUAGAUAUCGAGCGUAUUUCUGAACCAGUUGGUUCUGUGAGAUUUGACUCACAGUCGAAUCAAACAUUGGCAGAUAAACUAGGAAAAUAUGAGAAAGCGGAGAAGCAAGAGGUUUUAGAUAAGCACUCAAUCUUUUCUGAUGCUAAUGGUGGGUUUGAUUAUUCCUUUGAUGAUGAAGAGAAAGGAGGAAUAUUUCUGACUUCAAGGACUAUUGAUAUAAUUAAGGUUAAAAAGAUUAUCUCAAAAAUGUGAAUCAGCAGAUGAAGAAAAGAACCGUAUAAAAGAAUCAAGGUCGAUAAUGAGCAAGAAGUUGUCAAAACCCAAGUUCCUCCAGACAUGUUCAAUGAUAUCUUUAGAGUCAUGAAAAAGAAGAAUCCUACAUUAUCAGUUCACUCUUUUUUCAUUGCAAGCUUGCAUUCAGUGAAAGAGACUGGUCUAAAAUUGACAAAUGCAGGAAGCGAUGUUCAGCUAAGUUUUGUCUAA